Molecule: messenger RNA, 807 nt
Organism: Rangifer tarandus platyrhynchus (Svalbard reindeer)
Lineage: Eukaryota; Metazoa; Chordata; Mammalia; Artiodactyla; Cervidae
Source: the annotation of a GenBank genome assembly
AUGGCGGCAGCCGCUUUCGCGGUCCCGCGGGGAAUUCAGCUGCGGGUGUUCGCUGAGCGGCUGCUGCGAGGAGGGGCCCGGGAGCUCCUCCGGCCGCGACCUUUAGGGAGCACCCCCGGCUCGGAGCGCGACUUCAGCCUGUCUCUCAGUCGGGGCACGGUCAUUGUAGAGCGCUGGUGGAAGGUGCCGCUAGCGGGAGAAGGCCGGAAACCGCGCCUGCACCGGCGACACCGCGUCUACAAGCUCGUGGAAGAUACGAAACACCGGCCCAAAGGCAGCCUGGAGCUCAUCCUCACCCAGUCGGUGGACGAACUUGGAGUCCGAGGUGACCUGGUCUCAGUGAAAAAAUCUGUGGGCCGUAAUCGACUACUUCCUGAAGGACUGGCUGUGUAUGCAUCUCCUGAAAACAAGAAACUGUUUGAAGAGGAGAAAUUGCUGAGACAAGAAGGAAAACUAGACAAGAUCCAGACCAAGGCAGGUGAGGCGACAGUGAAAUUUCUGAGGAGUUGUCACCUGGAGGUAGGAAUGAAGAACAAUGUCAAAUGGGAGCUAAACCCUGAAAUAGUUGCCCGCCACUUUCUCAGAAAUCUUGGCGUUGUGGUUGCCCCACAUGCAUUAAAGUUGCCCGAAGAGCCCAUCACCCAGAGGGGUGAGUACUGGUGCGAGGUGACGGUAAAUGGACUUGACACUGUGAGGGUACCUAUGUCGGUGGUGAACUUUGAGAGGCCCAAAACCAAAAGAUAUAAGUACUGGUUAGCCCAGCAAGCUGCCAAGGGAAUGGCCUCCACCAGCUUCCAGAAGAUCUGA